AAUCAUGUAGUUUGGUUUGGCACGCAUGACCAAAGCUGAGUUGAGGCUAUGGGGGGUAUUUUGGAACAAUGACUAGUUCAAGGUCCAGUUCCUUCCCGGCGGUCAUUGAUGAUCACAAAUUGGUUAGUUUAAAAGAAGCAAAUCUCAUAGCAGCUACCUAACUCAAAAUCCCCCCUAAAUACUUCAAACCUUAUUUUCUACAUCAGUCAUUAUUUUUUAACCAAACUCGGUCUAGGUAUGGACCAAAAUUUCGGUAGAAUUAACAGCGAUAGCGUCUAAAGAUCGUCCCCCCAUGUACUUGUAGUGUACAUGUUAUUAGAUGGCGCCUCAUGUGGAAUGAAUGGACCAAGGUUCGACUUCGCCCACAAAAACUAUCAUUUUCACCAACUCAAAAUACAUUAAGCAACAGUGCAGUUAAUUACUUGGACCAGCUCGUACUAUAAAUCCUGUUCACAUUUAACUUGGGGUUUAACUAGACUGCACUGUUUUUGUUUUCCCAAAGCCCCCCACCAAGUGUUAUAUAUAUAUAUCAAAGUAAACCUUAGCCACAAUAAGUGAAAAGUGUGAGUAAAUGGGGAGGUCUCCUUGUUGUGAGAAAGGUCACACAUACAAAGGAUCAUGGACUAGAGAAGAAGAUGAGCGUUUGAUAGCUUACAUCCAAGCUCAUGGAGAGGGUUGUUGGAGAUCCCUUCCGAAAGCUGCUGGCCUUCUCCGUUGUGGUAAGAGUUGCCGGCUUCGAUGGAUUAACUAUCUCCGCCCUGAUGUUAAGCGAGGUAAUUUUACCGACGAAGAAGAUGAACUCAUCAUCAAGUUACAUAGCCUUCUUGGUAACAAGUGGUCAAUCAUAGCAGGGAGACUACCUGGGAGAACAGAUAAUGAGAUCAAGAAUCAUUGGAAUACCCACAUAAAGAGGAAGCUAGUGAGCAGAGGUAUUGACCCUUUGACACAUCGACCGGUCAAUGAACAAGCUGAAAUUCACACCAUAUAUACAGUCUCAUCAACAGCAGUUCUAAGAGAAGAUGGGAGACAAAAGAACCAAGAAUUGAAUCUUGAGCUGCAGAUAAGUCCACCAUCGUUACAUUCACACCCACCGCAGGUAUUGCAGAAAAGAAACAGAAAAGUCAUUUGCUUCUACUGUAGCUUGGGGAUUCGAAACAGCAAGGAGUGCACUUGUGAGGGUAGUAGUCAUAGUAGAAGUAUACAACAUGUGAGCUUUUGCACUUGGCGAAAGGCGUUUCAAAGUGAGAAUUGAAGUAGAUGAAUUUGGUUAUGAUAACACAGCCGAAAAUGGGUUUAUUGUAUACUUUCAGUCUGGUUGUUCGAUGGUGAAACACCACAGAUUUUAUGAUAGUUCAAUGAAAAGUUAUUAUAUACAUAUUCUUAAGGAUUA
This is a messenger RNA of Gossypium raimondii (Peruvian cotton), 1390 nucleotides long. RefSeq names its product myb-related protein 308. The transcript has 2 exons. The record is from RefSeq and is a predicted model, not a curated record. NCBI's taxonomy places the organism in Eukaryota, Viridiplantae, Streptophyta, Magnoliopsida, Malvales, Malvaceae. The coding region runs from base 572 to 1252 and encodes 226 amino acids.